CGUCCUCUCUUUCUCUCUCUUCAGGCUUCUUUGUGGUUCUCUUUUGUGUGUCUCAUCCUCCUGCGAGUCUCUCUCUUCCUCUCUUCUUCGAUCCAGUUAUCACUUCAGUUGAUGAGCUUUCGAGUGGACAAAGGAAUCUAGAGUUUGACUUUGGAUUUUGUGAUAUAACAAGCAACCAUGAGCGACCAGGGAGAAAAAACCUGUCCUCUCUGUGCUGAGGAGAUGGACUUGACAGAUCAGCAACUGAAGCCAUGCAAGUGUGGUUAUGAGAUUUGUAUUUGGUGCUGGCAUCACAUUAUGGACAUGGCUGAGAAGGAUGAGACGGAAGGCAGAUGCCCAGCAUGCCGUAAUCCUUAUAACAAGGAAAAGAUUGUUGGCAUGGCACCAAAUUGUGAAAAGAUUGUGGCUGAGAUGAAUAUGGAGAAAAAGCAGAAGUCCUCCUAUAAGGGGAAAAGUAAAACAUCUGAGUCAAGGAAGCAACUUUGCAGCGUGCGAGUAAUCCAAAGGAAUCUUGUCUACAUUGUGGGAUUGCCGCUUAAUUUGGCAGAUGAAGAUCAGCUGUUACAGCACAAGGAGUAUUUCAGUCAGUAUGGAAAGGUUUUGAAGGUGUCUAUAUCUCGAACAGCAGCUGGUGCUAUUCAACACUUUCCAAAUAAUACAUGUAGUGUAUAUAUCACCUAUUUGAAGGAGGAGGAAGCAGUUCGUUGUAUUCAAUCUGUACAUGGAUUUGUUUUGGAGGGCAGGCCUCUAAAAGCAUGCUUUGGAACAACAAAAUACUGUCAUGCUUGGCUUAGAAAUGUGCCUUGCACCAAUCCUGAUUGUUUAUACUUGCAUGAGAUUGGGUCGCAAGAAGAUAGUUUUACCAAAGAUGAAAUAAUAUCAGCUUACACAAGGAGUAGAGUACAGCAAAUAUCGGGUGCUACAAAUAGUAUGCAACGGCGUUCAGGGAGUAUAUUACCACCACCAGCUGACAAUUAUUGCAAUAACAGCAUUGCUUCUACAGCGAAACCUAUUAGUAAAAGCACUACAACUAGUUCUGCAACCAGUGUCAGAGUUUCUCCACCAAAUAGUAGCUCUGGUAGAUCUGCUGCUCUUCCUGCUGGUGCUUCAUGGGGAACACGUGCCUCAAAUAAUCAACCACCACCUUCAAGUUUACCUUACUCCAAUGGGACUCUCAAAUCUAAACCUGAAAUUAGCAACAGCGCAACAUUGUUUUCUGCAGCAGUUGCAAGUACAAGUCAGUGUUCAUCAUUGCAUGCUGAUCGAGAUAAGCAGCUUGCUCAUGUUGAUGAAAGCGGCAAUAAUCAAGAUCGGCACAAAAUUGAAACUCCAGAACCUGCUAAGCAGUAUGUUGAAGCAGAUGAUCAAGACUAUGUUCCUGAGACCCCUCCCAUGCCAGUGCUACCUCUUGGUCCAUCUACAAAUGGCCAAAUACACAGUCACCCUGCUGCUAAGGAAAAGGAUUGUCAUAUAGCUGUACAAACAAAUACUGUUAGUUCUUUUGACAGUGCUUUGAUGUCUAAUGGACCUGUUGCUGCAAAAGAUUCAGCUGAAGUUCCAGAUUAUGAAAUCCAACAGUUAUGCUCAGAAAUGUCUUCAUUAAGUAAUGAUAGACAUCAAAAUGUUGAUCAUUCUAGUAAUCCUUUGACUUCUGAGGGGAAAGCCGCAGCUUGUGCUGCUGAUGAGAGUUGCAUGACAAAUGACGAGUCUGAUUGUAGAUUGGAUUUGCAAAUGCAGGUUGUCACUCGUGGGAAUGGCUCCCAUUCUUCUGAUGAUCUGAAAAAUUGGAGUCGUGAUGCUAUUCCUGACAGAGGUCACACUCCAUCAGAGUCGUUUAAUUCUUCAACUCAGUCUCCUUUCCUUACCAACUCCAUUGGGUCUGUUAAUGCCAACAUGCAUAUUGUAGAUAGGAAUUCUGAUUCAUUAUUACAGCCUUCAAGUUUACAGGGUAUCUCUAAUGGAUACCGGGAGAACAUAGUUAACUGUUAUGCUGAUGUUGGAAGCACCGAUAGAGGUUCCAGUUCGCUGUCAAAUGCAGAUCAGAGGAAGUAUGGAAACAAUGUUGAAGGUGAAACUGCAACUGCUGACUGCAAUAGUGCUGUAGAUAUGGGAGAGAGUAGCAUAAUAUCAAAUAUUUUGUCACUGGAUUUUGAUCCAUGGGAUGCACCAUUAACUUCACCUCAGGACCUGGCCAAGUUGUUAGGGGAUUCUGAUAAACAGCCCAAUCUUAGACUAUCAAACUCAUUAAAGUUACAUACGAGCAAUCAAUCAAGGUUCUCUUUUGCGAGGGAGGAGAAACCUAUAAAUCAAGCACCUGGUUUUGAACCAUCUUUCAGUCAUACUCAACAAGCUUUUAAUCAUCCUCUAAGCCACGACUUCUCCAAUAGUAGGAGCUUUCAACUUGAUAACCCUGGUCCUCGUAAUGGUUUCUCUCUAAUCAGUAAUGAGGACUACAAUAGUUUGCCCUGCAAUUAUUCUACCUUUUCAUCUAACAAGCUGUCAGUAUCAAGAUCUCAGAUGUCGGCCCCACCAGGAUUUUCAGCACCUAACAGAGCACCACCUCCAGGUUUUGCUUCUCAUGAAAGAGUGGAACAGAAUUUUAGUUCUCUUUCAGGGAAUCAAUUGCUUGACACUGCAAUGUUACGGAACCAGUAUCAAAAUCCACCUGCUGGAAAUAUGGCAGAUAAUGAUGGGUUUGAGUUGAUGGAUCCUGCAAUUUUGGCAGUUGGCAAAGAGAAGAUUCCUAGUGGCCUUAACUUCUCAGGAAUGGAUUUGGCUCAAAGUUUUCCUCCGCAAUUGAGUACUUUUGACAACGAGGCAAGACUUCAGUUAUUAAUGCAACGAUCUCUAUCUCCACAUCAAAACCAGAGAAUAGCUGAUACAGGGGACAACUUUUCUCCCUUUCAUGAUGCUUAUGGUAUUCCUUCCAGAGCUGGUGAGCAAACACUAGCUAGCAAUCUCUCCCCAUUUUCACAAUUCAGUCUUCCACAGUCUAGAAACCCUGUUAUGUCAAAUGGCCACCACUGGGACGUCUGGAAUGGGGUCAAUAGUGGAAAUGAUUUGAGUGUGGCUGAGCUCUUCCGCAAUGAAAGGGUGGGACUUAAUAACUUCUACUCUGGAUAUGAUGAGUCAAAGUUCCGCACGGCGGCUAAUUCUGGCAGUUUCUAUAAUAGAACAUUUGGGAUCUAAGCACAUUUGUGAGACUCUUUUGGCAUUCACUAGUAGUGGAACAAAUGAUUGAAUGGAAAAUGUUGACCAAUAGAAUUGCAAAGACGGCCUGGCUUGCUCUGGGUGUUUCAGUCACUGGAAUAACUCAAUCCACUGCAUAUGUGACACUACUUGACAGAAUUGCAUCCAAUGAUGGGAAGACUCGUUGGUGAUUGUCUGAGUGAGCUACUUUCAGAUUGGUGAAGGACCAAGCCUCUUCAAUGGGGUGGUCAGAAACCGACAGGUGAAAGAAGCAGAGAUUGAGGCUCAGUACGAAUUUUGACUCAGAUGCGUUAGAUGCUUGGGGUGACUGGUGAUUCUCUGUAUGUGUGCUUUUCUUUGAUUGGGGUGGAGAAUCGGGACAUAGACCCCCACCCACACCAAUUUUUAUCAAAUAAGAGAGUGAAGGAAAGACCAGAAUAAUAUGGCUGGCUUGCCCAUUUGUCUUGUAAGUACAAGAAUUGGAAAGAUGUGAAUGACAUUGAAAGCUGCUUUUAUAGUCUGCUCUUUCCAUUGCUUUUAAGACUUGUGCCUGCGUUUUGUGCCUAUACUAUGAUAAAGGUUUGAUUUGAUUUGAAUAGAUGAUUACAAUGAUAAUAGUUAACACUUAAAUAUACUGUUCCUGUUCAA
This is a messenger RNA of Ipomoea nil (Japanese morning glory), 3837 nucleotides long. RefSeq lists its product as uncharacterized. The record is from RefSeq and is a predicted model, not a curated record. The coding region runs from base 178 to 3189 and encodes 1003 amino acids. Lineage: Eukaryota; Viridiplantae; Streptophyta; Magnoliopsida; Solanales; Convolvulaceae. The transcript has 15 exons. Gene Ontology annotation, molecular function: RNA binding; ubiquitin-protein transferase activity. Gene Ontology annotation, biological process: protein ubiquitination. Gene Ontology annotation, cellular component: CCR4-NOT complex.